This is a messenger RNA of Clunio marinus, 805 nucleotides long. Lineage: Eukaryota; Metazoa; Arthropoda; Insecta; Diptera; Chironomidae. The record is from the annotation of a GenBank genome assembly.
UUGUGGAGUAGAGAACGAUGAAACUACUUAGCAGAUUUUUAACUUUCAAGAUAGUGAUUAGUUUUCUUUUAAUCAGUGAAGUAUCAAACGACGAAAGUAGCAACUCAAGCAAAUCUUUUGCUAUUCAUAAAGGAAUUCAUAAGCGUGCACUUUUCUAUCCAUUUGUUCUUUUUCCCUACAAUGCCGCUAUCGGCAUUCUGGUUGCACUUGCCAUACCUUUAGAUAUUCCAGGUCGCAGUAUAUUUGUUUCAUAUAACUUUGAAUCAAACUUUUUCGUGCCAAAUCAGCCAAAUGAGUCUUUUCCGGGUCCAAUUAUUAGAUUUCCUGGCUUGAUUCCAACAACCGUUGUACCAAAUCCUGAAGAAAAUAUCAUUUUACGAAGAAGUUUCAAGAACGAAGUUACUGGAAGUUCAAAAACCGAAAGUUUUAAUGAUGACUCUUCGCUUUUUGUCAGGAAAGCAGUUUAUCGGCUCAUCGAAAGUCGAUUGAAUUCGAGAGGUAUUGAUGGAAAGAAAUGUUUAUUACGUGCCAUUUGUGAAUCAGCAACAUAUCCACUAAUAGAAAAUAAUGGUGUAGUUGGACAUAUAUUGCAUAUCGUUCUUACGCCAUCGUCGUCGCUAGAUGAAGAACUACCAAAAGAAUAUUCAAAAGCAGAGAUUUUGGGUCGUGAAAAUAAUUGUGUUAAGUAUGAAAGACAUUGCAAGUUCAGUCUACUUAAUACUUUCACAAAACUUAUUUAAGAAAUUUUAUUUAUGCAUGUUAAUUUUUUUAAGAAACUUUACAACUGUGACAUUUCUAAGGCAGC